AUGGUCUUAAAGCAAUCAGCUGCGCCUCAUGGUUCGGGUCCUGCGUCCGCCGAGGCGGCGCGGCGGCUCCGAUCAUGGGGUUCGCAGGUCGAGUUAGCGGAGGCGGAGCAAGAGACGGGUGUUUCCCUUUCUCUUGCCCUCUCCCCUGACUCCGUUCGCUCAGUUUCGGUUUCGGGAGCUCGCACUGCGAUUUCUCCCGACCCGGAAGAGGGCAUGCUGCUUUCCGCGUCGGGCUCUGAGGAGCUCGAUGUGGGCGGGGACGUGCUUUCCCCCUCGGUAAAGCCGAAUGAGAGAGAGCAGUCAGUCACGUUCGAGGAGCUCCUCGAAGUGGUGUCACGCGCCGUGGGUAGGCUGAAUUUGGAUUGGCCUGAAGAGGAAGUUAGUGUCGCCCGCUCUAAGUUAGACGACCGCUUUCUGACUUCAGGCCGCAGGCCACCUGCACGCAGGCGACUGCCUUUUUUUCCUGACCUCCAUGCUGAGGUGUCGAGGUCCUGGAAGAAUCCAUUUGCGGCGCGUGUUUUUUCUCCGGCCAUGUCUGAUUAUUCAGCCAUCAUAGGGCUUGAAAGCCAUGGCUAUGGGGCGAUGCCUAGGGUUGAAGAGACGCUCGCGGGCUAUCUCUCGCCUGCAUCGCCCGCAUGGAGGAGACCUGCCCUUCCCUCCAAGCCCUGUAGGACCACCUCAGCCCUUGUAGGUAAGGCUUAUACAGCGGCAGGCCAGGCAGGUGCGGCUCUGCACACCAUGGCCGUUUUGCAGGCCUACCAGGCUGACCUGCUGGCAGAGCUUGAUGGGAGGGAGGAAUUGGGACCUCAGGCGAUAUCUGAGCUCCGCCGGGCCACUGACCUUGCACUCCGUGCCACGAAGCAGACGGCCCGCUCCAUAGGCCGUUCAAUGGCUGCGCUAGUUGCCACGGAGAAGCACCUGUGGCUUAAUUUAACCGGCAUAAAGGACAAGGAUAAGUCCUUUCUCCUGGACGCCCCGGUGUCGCCCCUGGGUUUGUUUGGCGACGCAGUGAAUACUGUCGUCGACAGACACCAGGAGGUGAAACGCCAAUCGGCGGCAUUCAGGGAGUUUCUCCCUCGCCGCGGCGAGCAGCCUGGGCCUUCAUCUAGCCACUCCCUGCCCCCUUCUAGACUAGGGAGGCCGGUCAGCGUACCCGGGCCCAGACCCGUCAGGGGAGAGGGGACCUUAGGUCCGUUAUUUCAGCCAGGCGAGCCCCAAAGGAGUCCUGAUGCCCGUGGGCGGGGGCUCCUGGGGGCAUCCUAUUCAGGAACGCCCCCCCUACUGCCUGCCCCGCCGUCUUUGUCGUUUCGGGGGGCAGUGGGGCCUGUCUCGGCUCCCCGUUUGUGUACGGAUCUUCCCGGGUUAGCGCCUGCCAGUGUGCUGUUUCAGGGCACCCGGGAGGUCUGCGCGAGGCUGUUGCCUCUGUCAGGCAGCCUGGCAGCGUGGAAACUUCUGCCAGGGGUGUCGCAGUGGGUCCUGGACACUGUAGAAAGAGGGUACAGGAUCCAGUUUUCCUCCCGCCCCCCGGGCUUCCAGGGCAUGUUGCCCACGAUCGUGGGCGGGCACCAGGCGGUGUUCCUCCAAGAGGAACUCUGCUCGCUUCUGGAGAAAGGGGCCAUAGAGCAUGUUCCCCUCCCAGAGCAGGACUCCGGCUUUUACAGCCGAUAUUUUGUUGUUCCCAAGAAGGACGGGGGGCUGCGUCCGAUUUUGGACCUGCGGGCUCUGAACUGUACUCUGAGGACCUACAAGUUCAAGAUGCUCACGCUCAAGGUGAUCGUGUCCCAGAUCAGAUCCGAGGACUGGUUUGUGACGAUCGACCUCAAAGAUGCUUAUUUUCACAUAAGCAUUCUGCCAGAACACAGGAAGUUCCUCAGGUUUGCUUUCGGGGGCGAAGCGUACCAGUAUCGUGUCCUUCCUUUUGGCCUAGCCCUUUCACCCCGUACGUUUACGAAGUGCAUGGAUGCUGCCCUGGCACCGUUGCGUCUCCAGGGCAUCCGUGUACUGAAUUACCUCGACGACUGGCUCAUUCUGGCCCAGUCCGAGGCUAUGGCAGCCAGUCAUCGAGAUGCUGUGCUUGCCCACAUGAGGUCCUUAGGCCUCAGGCUGAACCCAGGAAAGUGUGUGCUUGCUCCCUCUCAGAGAACCACCUUUCUGGGGGUAGUUUGGGAUUCCACCACGAUGCGGGCACAUCUGUCUCCCGCUCGGGUGGCCUCCAUCUUGGCAGCAGUGAAAGCUAUUCGGCUGGGUCGCGGCCUCUCUGUCGCCGAGGCACAGAGGGUGCUCGGCCUCAUGUCAGCAGCAGCCAACGUUAUCCCUUUGGGUCUGCUUCACAUGAGGCCGUUCCAGUUCUGGCUCAGGGGUGCGGGCUUUCAUCCUCGCAGACAUCCCCUCAGGGUUAUACGGGUUACGCGCCGUGGGCUUCGUACCCUUCUUCUGUGGAAAAGACCCCGGUUCUUGGCCUUGGGUCCCAUUCUAGGGGCGUGUCACCGUCGCAGGACUCUUUCGACGGACGCCUCGCUCUCGGGCUGGGGCGCGGCUUUAGAUGGCCGCCCGGCCCAGGGUCUAUGGGAGGGCCCCUGUCUCUUGUGGCACAUAAAUUGCCUGGAGAUGAGGGCUGUGUUUCUAGCGUUGAAACACUUUCUCCCACACCUCAAGGGCUGCCAUGUCCUGGUGCGGACAGACAGCACCGCGGUGGUGUCCUAUAUCAAUCAUCAGGGCGGUCUGCGUUCACACCCCCUGUUCAGGUUGGCGCGGCAGAUUCUGCUCUGGGCAGAGACCAGGUUUCUUUCGCUGAGAGCGGUUUUUAUCCCAGGGCGUGUGAAUCGGGAGGCAGACUUCCUGUCGAGGCAGGUGCUGAGGCCCGGGGAGUGGCGGCUUCACCCCCAUGUGGUGGAGCGAAUCUGGCGGAUUUUCGGCCGGGCGGAAGUGGAUUUGUUCGCCUCCGAGGAGUCGACCCACUGUCCGCUGUGGUUCUCCCUCUCUCAUCCGGCCCCGUUGGGCCUGGAUGCCCUGGUAUGGACGUGGCCGAGGCUCCGUCUGUACGCCUUUCCCCCGGUAGCUCUGCUCCCGCAAGUCCUAGCCAGAGUGCGCCACGACCAGGUCAACCUUCUCCUAGUUGCCCCUCGUUGGCCCUCUCGAGUAUGGUUCACGGACCUAGUCUCCCUCCUGAACGGCACUCCAUGGGAGGUUCCCGUCAGGAGGGAUCUCCUCUCUCAGGCGCAGGGGGCAAUUCUUCACCCCCGCCCCGAGAUGUGGAAGCUUUGGGUCUGGCCCCUGAGGGGGACCAGCUCCUAGACGCA
Messenger RNA from Tachysurus vachellii, 3299 nucleotides. RefSeq lists its product as uncharacterized. The coding region runs from base 1 to 3294 and encodes 1097 amino acids. The record is from RefSeq and is a predicted model, not a curated record. Gene Ontology annotation, molecular function: nucleic acid binding. Lineage: Eukaryota; Metazoa; Chordata; Actinopteri; Siluriformes; Bagridae. The transcript has 2 exons.